Messenger RNA from Meleagris gallopavo (turkey), 2081 nucleotides. The record is from RefSeq and is a predicted model, not a curated record. NCBI's taxonomy places the organism in Eukaryota, Metazoa, Chordata, Aves, Galliformes, Phasianidae.
GUGCUGAAGUGAACUUCAUUUUCAUGGGAUAACUGCCACAGGAGCUGCUGCUUUUCAAACCAUCUGGGCUCAGCCCUAUUGCAGAGAAACAUGUGAACCUAAAAGUCUGUAACUGAGUACUUCAGAUUAUAUUGAAUUACAUGAAUGAUAGCCUGAGAACAGAUGUCUUUGUAAGAUUUCAGCCUGAAAGCAUUGCCUGUGCAUGUAUAUACCUCGCAGCUAGAACGUUGGAGAUUCCGCUUCCUAAUCGUCCGCACUGGUUUUUACUCUUUGGGACAACAGAAGAGGAGAUACAAGAAAUCUGCUUAAAAAUUUUGCAGCUCUAUACUAGGAAAAAGGUUGAUUUGUCUGAUCUGGAAAGUAAAAUAGAAAAGAAGAAAUUAGCAAUUGAAGAGGCAAAAGCACAAGCUAAAGGUCUGCUACCUGAAGGAGCCCCAGUACUGGAUAACACGUCAGGAUUUUCCCCUCUACCUAAAAAUGAGUCUCCAAAAGAGGCUAAAGGAAAUAAACCUUCACCUCUCCCUGUUCAAGCAAUGAAGAAUGCUAAGAGGAAAGCAGAAGGAGCAAAAAGAACGGGUUCGAAUAGCCCAGUAAAUGGGGUUCAGAAAAGCAGGGAAAGCAGAAGUCGAAGUGGGAGUAGAGAUCAAAGUUAUUCAAGAUCACCAUCCAGAUCUGCAUCCCCGAAGCACAGGAAAAGUGAAAGUUACUCCACAUCCAGUGGAUCCAAGUCCCACAGCCGCUCCCGGAGCCGCAGCGACUCUCCUCCCAGGCAAUUCAACCACAGCUCGACUUACAAAACUUCCAAGAUGAGAAGUUACAAGAAAUCAAAAGACUAUAAAUACUCAGCACACAAAGCACGGAAAUCACGCAGCAGGAGUUCGUCCCGAUCCAGGAGCCGAUCCCGGGAGCGUUCCGACCACUCGGGGAAGUACAAGAAGAAGAGUCACUACUACAGGAAUCACAGGCACGAGCGUUCUCGUUCCUACGAGCGAGCAGGUCACCGUUACGACAGAGACCAUCCUGGCCACAGCAGGCACAGGAGAUGAGCAGUGUGAGAAGUUCUUUCCUUUGGAAUUUGAGCAGUAGAGCUCUUCCCCAUUUGGCCUUUGCAGCAUAGGGGUAACCUGGCUUGUAAACCACUUGGUCUCAGUAAAGGUCUGUGUUACUGGUAGUUCUGUGCUUGCUGUCAUGUAUCCAAAGGAAAGAUACUAACAAGAUACAAUUACACAAAGGACUCUAUCUGGUAUUUGUCUCCAAGGCUGUUACGCUGGAGGUCAACUGCUAACACUGCAGAGCUUGUCUGGAUGCUCCUAUGCCUGCUCUUUAGUAAUCUGCAUACAGUAGCACGUAGAGUGUUGCUUGGGUCUUCCAGUUCUGCAGCAGGAUCUGCAUUCCUCAGUUGGAAUGCUGUGUUGGACAGUCCUUCCUGUGGAAUUAGAAGGCCCAAGGAGGUUCACAAAAACCAUUGGAGUGGCUUGGUGCUAACAAAGCUGUCUUUUCAUACUGACUCAAUUAUGUUGAACAAAUGUAAAGUGACUUUUCUAGAACUGAUGCCUAUAUUAGGUUGUAUCUGUGUGUAUAUAUAUUUUGCAGUGUUACAGUACAGUAUGGGAAUAAGGCCUUACUAGCCUUUACACUUUAUCCACAGUGUAAAUAAGCAUUUGUUUAAUACAGGUGAAAGAUAUAUACAGAAAAUUCAAAACUUGAACUCUAUCAAAAAAAAAAACAAACUUGUGUAGAAAGUUCUGAUAAAUGUGAAAGUAUUUAGCUCUGUGUAUUGAGAGUAGUAUAUUUUUUAUCUGUGCAAUGCUGUGUGCAGGCCACCAGCUCAUAAGACAUUUCCUAUAUAUACACACUUUAAGUGGUUUGAACUUCUUUACUCAGGAUCUUUGAUGCUCUGAAGAAUUAGUAGUUUGUCAAUCUGCAUGCUUGUUGAAGAAAAGCCUUUUUAAAACAGCCAAAACCCCACAGCCCAGUAGUAUCAGUUUUAGUGGUAUAUCUGAGCUGUUACACUCGUGCUCCCUUAUUUCAUUAAAAUAUUUGAUUUUAUAUUAAUUAAACUUCAUAGUAAUUUCUUAAGA